AUGGCCCCAAUAUGUUGCAUUAUACCAGAACAUGUUCUGCAAAAUAUUAUUGAGGUGGGGCAGGCACCACAGCAUGUUCUGGAUGCAUGCCAGUCUACUAUUGACCAAACAAAAGAAUUGCACAAUACUCGUAUUGAGCACAAGCAGAGUCUCCUGGCGGAGCAGGAGCGCCCAACCUUUGAAGGUAUAAUUCCAUCUUACAUCUUUGAAACCAUUGUCCGAAGGGCAGCAAAAGAAGAGCAACUCACAGAAGCGGUGCGCCACUUAAACCGCACUGUUUAUGAUGCGCAGCAUACGUCGAUGCGAGAUCCACCACGCAAUAAAAUUAUGAUUGAAGAAGGGGGCGCUCUUAUUCCCAAGGAGCAAGACCCAAGUUACGAUGCCAAUGAAUGCUAUAUCGGGUUUCAAAAAACCUACGAUUUCUACUUGAAUUUCUUCAACCGGGACUCAAUCGACGGCCGGGGUAUCGGUCUUGACGGCUUUGUGCACUACAGUAAAGGCUACCAAAAUGCCUUCUGGGACGGCAGACAGAUGAUUUUCGGCGACGGUGAUGGGGUCCUCUUCAACGGCUUCACCGAUGAGUUAGACGUCAUCGGUCAUGAGCUGACCCAUGGAGUGGUUGAGUACACGAGCCCGCUGGAUUACUCAUUCCAGAGUGGUGCGCUAAAUGAAUCGCUUGCUGAUGUCUUUGGGAUAAUGAUCAAGCAAUGGGGAAAUGACCCAGCCAACCCACAGACUGCAGAGCAAUCAGACUGGCUCAUUGGAGAGGGUAUCUGGGGGAAAGGUGUCAACGGCAGAGCUUUACGUGAUAUGAAAGCACCGGGAACUGCUUACAACGAUAGAAGAGUUGGAUCAGACCGCCAACCGGGUCACUGGAAGAACUUCCAGAAGCUUCCGUUGUCAGAAGAUAAGGGCGGUGUUCAUAUCAAUUCCGGCAUCCCUAAUCAUGCGUUCUACCUGGCUUCGACAUUGAUUGGUGGUUACUCUUGGCAAACUGCCGGGCCCAUUUGGUACAAGGCUCUAACUUGUGGCAAGCUCAGACAAAACGCCUCGUUUAAAGAAUUUGCUGAGCUUACGAUUCUGAAUGCUGGUGACCAUGAGGAUAAAAUCAGAGAGGCUUGGAAGCAGGUUGGAUAUCCAUUCGGUGAAGGCAGAGAUGAACUGUGA
Penicillium subrubescens is the source of this 1167-nucleotide messenger RNA. Its product is annotated as M4 family metallopeptidase. The record is from RefSeq and is a predicted model, not a curated record. Bases 1 to 1167 code for a protein of 388 amino acids. NCBI's taxonomy places the organism in Eukaryota, Fungi, Ascomycota, Eurotiomycetes, Eurotiales, Aspergillaceae. Gene Ontology annotation, biological process: proteolysis. Gene Ontology annotation, molecular function: metalloendopeptidase activity. The transcript is spliced from 2 exons.